This is a messenger RNA of Rhipicephalus sanguineus (brown dog tick), 1445 nucleotides long. Its product is annotated as luciferin 4-monooxygenase-like. The record is from RefSeq and is a predicted model, not a curated record. The transcript has 7 exons. NCBI's taxonomy places the organism in Eukaryota, Metazoa, Arthropoda, Arachnida, Ixodida, Ixodidae. Gene Ontology annotation, molecular function: CoA-ligase activity. Bases 1 to 1356 code for a protein of 451 amino acids.
AUGCACUCAACAGCCAGCUAUCCUGAAGUCAACGUGGGCCCGGAUUCGGUGCUCAUAAUCGUCUCUUCGAGUGGAUCCUCCGGAUUACCGAAGGGCGUGCAACUCACACAUCGCAACAUUCUCACCCAGGUGACAUCAUUGCGCCCCACCACCACCGGCAAUCAUCGGCAUGGACGCCUGACUGGAGAUCGACCGGUACAUCACGCCGCCACUUCCACGCUACCCCAUCGCCUCACCGCCCAGCCUCCACAGAAGAGGCCCGAAGACCAAUGCCAACCCAACUGGGAGAGCCAGCUGCCUGGGGGCCGCAGCCACCAGGACGUGCCAGGGUUGUGUGGACACCCCGAUGGCCUAUGCUCUCUCAAGGCCACGGCGCAGCACGCCGAAAACCCCGAGCCCCGCCAGACCGGAGGAGCCCGAACCAUGCUGGAGAGGCCGCCUGGAAUGAAACGCCUCGCUGACUCGCUCCUGUCAAUCACCACCAACGACCAGAGAGGCGGGGCCCAAGGAGACGCGGUCCGGACCACGGGGCUGCAGGAGCAGGCAACAACACUACUGCUCUACCCAACGCUCACGCUGAAGCUGAACCAGCACCCACUGCUGGGCGAGUUUGACACGAGCAGCCUCACAAAGCUCUUGGUGGCGGGUGGGACUGUCACAGGUCAUCUACUGCAAAGCAUCACGAAGAAGCUGAACCUGAAAGGAAUAACACAAGUGUAUGGCAUGACAGAAUUAACAGGAGCUGUUACACUUUCUACACCAAACCUCAUUGAUAUCAAGAGCGUGGGAAAGCCUGCGGCCUUCAUGGAAAUGAAGGAAGUCGACCCAGAAACCCGGGAAUCUUUGGGGCCACUUCAACACGGGGAGAUUUGCGUCCGGGGUCCGAGCGCUUUCAAGGGAUACGUUGGGCGACCGGAGGAAACGGCAGCUCUUUACGAGGACGGCUUCAUCAUGACAGGUGACACCGGCUACUACUCUGCGGAUGGCCUCUUCUACGUAAGCGGCCGAAUCAAAGAACUGAUUAAAUGCAUGGACCAGCAGGUGGCGCCAGCAGAAUUGGAAGAGUUGCUUGCCGCCGAUCCUGGGGUCCGGCAGGUGGUCGUCGCAGGAGUGCCGCAUCCUCAAUUAGGAGAAGCAGCCCGCGCAUUUGUGGUCCCUUCACAACGUCUACAAGGCCCCUCUGAAGAGCAGCAGGAGGCCAACAGGCUCAAGGAACUUGUGGCUGUCAAUCUGGCCAUCCACAAACACCUACACGGAGGAGUUGAGUUCUUGGAGCGUAUACCUCACACAGAAAGCGGCAAGGACUUACGCAGGGCUCUCAAGGACGCAUACCUUGAGCAACAGGGUGGCGAUUAAAUUGAUCCUGUCUAGCAGCAACUGUCAUCAACGCCCACCUAUAUUCGCGCCACUGCUCCGUGUCUGCAUCACACAGCUUGAGUAGCCGA